AUGGUAGCUGCUCAAUUGCAUGAUAUAAAAGACGCCCUUGCACUUACAACACUCACCUGUCGCUCUCUCGCUAUUCGUUUUGAACCUGAAUUUUGUUACAGAGCGCGAAAUCAUAUCUGUAAAUUGGAAAAGUCUGUCCUAGAAUGGGCGGCAACUCGAGGCGAAGUAAGGCUCACCCGCAAGCUUUUGAAAGACAACAAGGCGAUAUCAUCCGACACGAAAGAUCUAGCCCUCUGUAAAGUUUCUAGCCGUUAUGUUGAUGAUUUAAUAUCGGAAAAUGAGAGCUUAGAGGUUGCGAAAAUACUGUUGGAAAAUGGCGCAUCGGCUAGAACUGGUCGAGAUCUCGAUAUUUUUACAGCUCUUCAUCACGCAGCUGGCAACUUCGAAUCGAUUGUGAAAUUGCUCUUAGAUCAUGGUGCUGAUGCAAAUGACCAAAUGAAUGCCGAUGGUCGUGCACCUCUACAUUGCGCAGUACAAGACACGAAAUCUAUUGUUGAAUUCGAGCCUAUUAUGAAGCUGUUAUUAGCGAAAGGCGCCGAUAUAAAUUCCAAGGAUUCCCAUGAGCGGACAAUUCUCUAUGAUGCAGUCAGACUAAGGGGUUCUAAAUAUACAAAGAUGCUGUUGGCGUACGGCGCUAGUGUAUACUCCCGCACCGAAGGCUUUACACCACUUCAUUACUCAACUAGGAACUGUGCUACUAUGCUUCUGCUAUUGAAUAGUGGUGCUGAUAUAAAUGCCCGUGAUGACCAUGGUUAUACAGCCCUUCAUUUAGCUAUUGGAGAGUCCAGAGAGGACUCAAUGAGGCUGCUUUUGAAUACAGGCGCUGAUAUACACGCCCGCACUGAUAAGGGCUAUACACCUCUUCAUAUUGCAGCAUCUAUCUCACCCUUUGAUACGCCAGAAAAAGUGAGGCUACUUUUAGAGAAGGGGGCCGAUAUCAAACUUCAAGAUAACGAUGGUUUGACACCUCUUCACUGGGCAGCCAAACAUGGACUAGAAAAUGCCUUAAAAUUGCUCUUGAGAGCUGGUGCUGAUACAGAGGCUAAAGACUCUCAUCAAUUUACACCCCUUCAUCUUGCAGUGAUAUCUGGGAAACCGGAAGCUGCACAGCUGCUAUUGAGAAGCGGCGCUGAGGUUAUGCCCCGAGACGACGACGGCUCUACGCCACUGCAUUUUGCGGCAGAAGCGAUGAUUGCAAGCGCAAGCAAUGUGAAAACGCUGUUAGACCACGGGGCUGAUGUAAUGUCUCGAAAUCGUGCCGGGUUCACGCCGCUGCAUUUGGCAGUAGUAGAAGCCAAUAAUGAAGACGCUGUGAGGACUCUCCUCGAGGCAGGCGCUCUUCAUUUUGUCGGUACUAAUGAAGAUAUUGAUGUUACACCACUGGCCUUUGCCAGGAGAAGAGCCGAUAGAAGACCCGGCUUCGAGACAAUCGUCAGUCUUUUAGAAAACGCAUGCGAAAAAGAAACUAGCGGACGUUGUCAGGUGAACUGA
Messenger RNA from Penicillium taxi, 1491 nucleotides. Its product is annotated as ankyrin repeat domain-containing protein. Bases 1 to 1491 code for a protein of 496 amino acids. NCBI's taxonomy places the organism in Eukaryota, Fungi, Ascomycota, Eurotiomycetes, Eurotiales, Aspergillaceae. The transcript has a single exon. Gene Ontology annotation, molecular function: protein binding. The record is from RefSeq and is a predicted model, not a curated record.